Colius striatus (speckled mousebird) is the source of this 3734-nucleotide messenger RNA. RefSeq names its product transmembrane protein 267 (gene TMEM267). The record is from RefSeq and is a predicted model, not a curated record. The transcript is spliced from 4 exons. Lineage: Eukaryota; Metazoa; Chordata; Aves; Coliiformes; Coliidae. Bases 360 to 1007 code for a protein of 215 amino acids.
AGAGGCGGCGGCCGGCUUUCUGUUGGGCAGCCUCCUCGCCCCGCGGAGGCAGGAAGCCUCCCGGGCCCGGGAGGGUCGGGCUUCUCUCUCCUCUGGCGCGGCGUCGGGGCUGCGCACAUCUGUCGUUUGUUCAGGAUGGAACAAAUGGCCUUUGAUCUUUCAUGGACUGGACUGGGCAGACUGGAUGCAGCAAGCACAAAGGCUCAAUGCUGAGGCAUAGGCCACGUUUGCUAGUGCAAUAAAGACAACUACAGUGGAAAAAAUGUGUUCUGCUAGUCCCAGGAACAUCUGAAGAUAAAAAGGACAAUGCACACUGUACAUCCUGAUCACAUUUUGAGUGCCGUAGCGUGGUUUUUGCCAUGGCAUCUGAGACUGAGAAGGCCCAUGCUCUUCUCCAAACUUUCAGCACAGCUUCGGUUAUUUCUAGUCUAGUUUUGGGGAUAUUCUGCUUUGCAGCAGACAGACUUCUGCAAUUUUCCUUCAUUCAGCAACAUGACUGGCUCCGGGCCUUCUCUGAUAAUGCAGUGCACGGUAUACUGGGAAUGUGGUCCUGGGCAAUAGUGAUUGGACUCAGGAAGAAAAGUGACUUUACUGAGGUCACUUUGGCUGGUUUCCUAGCCUCUGUCAUUGAUGUGGACCACUUCUUUCUUGCUCGCUCUCUGUCACUAAAGGCUGCUUUGACUCUUCAACAGAGGCCACUUCUUCAUUGUUCUACUGUGAUUCCUGUUGUGGCACUGACAUUAAAGUUUAUUAUGCACCUUUUCAGGCUUAAGGAUUCAUGGUGCUUUCUUCCUUGGAUGUUGUUCAUAUCCUGGACUUCUCAUCACAUCCGUGAUGGGAUUCGUCAUGGCCUCUGGAUCUGCCCAUUUGGAAAAACUCCUCCUUUGCCAUACUGGUUGUAUGUGGCAAUUACAGCAUCUUUACCUCAUUUAUGUUCAUUUGCUAUGUAUUUAACAGGCACCAGAGAAUUAAUGUCUAUAAAACAUGGAAUCCGCAUUGAUGUGUAAGAAUAAUGGCUGUUGAAAACUGUAUUAGCACUGGAAAUAAGCUGCCUGUUUAUCACUGAAGUGGUUUUCUUAUGUUUCCUAUGACUUCUGAGUUAGGCUCUUUAAGACUGUGGAGCCAGUUAUAGCUUCCAUGUCAAUUUCUUGUGGUCAUAGACAGCUGUGUAAUGAAUGGUAAUAGUUUUAUAUCUAUACAUUCCCCUUGUGAAAUAAUGGCCUUCUGUUAUAGUUCAUGCAUAGCUAGCUAAUUCAUAAAGUACUUGGUCACUCUCUGUAGUAAUUCAAUUACAUUGUACUGUCAUGGUGCAGUUCACCUGUUCACUUUGGAUUUGUAUUCUGCCUUUAGAUAACACAUUUCACCUGGAUAGCAUUUGUAUAGCACUUUAAAAAUAUAAAGUAUUACAUAAAUGCUAAGUAUUUGUGAGAAUUCAGUACUAAAAAAGAUCAAUUAGCUUCUUGAAUUUGUUUCCUUUCCUACUGGACUCCCAUAUUCAACUAUUUUAAAAGAAAAGCUAUUUUUAUUUCACAACAUGAAACUGUAUUUCUGCACCUCUUUGAACAAUGCUAUUCUUAGAGUGUUUCUACUAACUUCUGUUCUUUUGCAGUUUCUUGGUACUCGGUUUGCAGGUAAUAGCUGUUGUUUGUGGUUCGAAAACAGAAGACAGUUUGGUUACAGUAUUAUCUGUGUUAGCCAAACUGAUUUUAAAAACAUACUCAUUCCGUGCAACCUGAUCUAGGUGGACCUGCUUUAGCAGGAGAGUUGGACUAGAUGAUCUCUAGAGGUCCUGUCCAACUGCAGUCAAUUCUGUGAUUCUGUGAAUGUUAAUUAGGAACUAAGGAAUUUUAGUAAAUAUUUAAGCAAACUUAUUUAUUAUGGUAGAACAUAAGCUUUAGGGAAGAUACAGGGGGUAUAAAAAAAUCAAAAUGGCUCAAAAUGUGUUUCCUUAAAGACCUUACUACUGUACUUGUAAAAAACAUUUUCCAUUAAGUGCAAUAUCAUCCUUACUAAUGUAAAAUAAAACACAUUACUGUUAUUAUUAUAAAGAAAUAUAAAUUUAAUCAUAAGUAAAGUCCUUAAGAAAAAUGUUGUUAUGUUGAAGCUUCACAACAUAGUAAUUUGCUCUGUGGGCUGUUCAGUGUAAUGGUUAUCAUUUACAGAAAAUUCUCUGAAGAAAUCUCAAAGUAAAAAUUAAGCUAUUAUCUACUUACAGUGUACAAGGUGCCUGUAGUAAUUGAUUUGUAAUUUUUUUCUUUAUUGAAGUCCAUUGCCCACUUGGAGAUGGAGAUGGGGCCUUAAUUAUUCCAGUUUGUGGUGAAUCAACUAUCAAAAGGGAUUAUUUUUAUGGAAGAGCGUGUAUAGAUCAGAUGAAUCUAAUCUGCUGAACUUAAACAAGGGCACAAAGGUUAGGUGGUGUGUUCAUACUACAUUUAUGUUAGUAAAUGUGUAUUGGUAUAAAGUAAAAAAAAAAAAAAAAAAAAAACAGAAAAUAUUAACUGGGAUUGCUGCCUUAAUGGGUACCAGAGACCUCUGUGGCUACAAAGUACCAACGACUCUCCGCAGCACACUAAGCUAAUUACGGGAAGUGUUUCACCCUUUUAAAAUGUGCCUUCCCGCAGAAACAGUAGUAUCUGCAGUGUUUGUUCCUCACGUUAGAAAUGUGUGCUCGUUUCUGUGACAGUAUAGUGGGCCUGUUUAACCUUUGUUACAAAAUUAAUAAUUAUUUUUGUUUCUUGGAAAAGCAGAACAUUUCUUAAAGGAUUAUCCUCAUACUAUGGAUUUCAGUCUUUUACAUUAUGUAAAAGUUUCUGAGAAACAUCAGAAAUGUCUUGCUUUAGAGCCCUCAGAGCAGGAACUGUCUUUUAUCCAAAGGCAUGAUGGUUUGGUAGAGGAAGAGCAUUGCUUAUCCAUUUACUUGUAACUUGUAUUCUGAACUGUAGGCUAUAAAAUUUCAGUAAUUAAGAUAUUUUGUGCAAGAAGUGAACACAAAUUGGUGUAGAAAGUUUUCUGUAUGUUUGUUUCAUGGUAAUGUAUCACUUUAUCUGUAUUUGUUGCAAAGUGAAAUGUAUAUAGGAACAAAGCAGAGAAUUACAAGUUCUCAUUUUUAGAUUGCAGCUGUAGCAUUUUUGGUGACUCUAUGUCCACCACCAGUCUUAAGAUCAGUACUAUACUGCUCUAGCUGUGUUUAAGGAUCAGUCUAUGAAUACAUGUUCAGCAGUUUAAAAACACAUAAUUUCAAUCUCAGUAUUUCUAGCAAUUCUUGUGGGGGGUUUUUUACAAUACUUUUAAGCUGUAUUCCAAAGUAGUAUUUUUCUAGUCAUGUUCUUAUACCAGUUCUACCACAGCAAUAGGUAAACACUUUGAAAUGUAUUAGGAAGAGUAGUGAGCACUUGUGACAAACGACCCCCUUCUCUCUCCCUCCAAGCAGAUACGACAGUCUCACUGCACCUCCUGACUGUUAGACUACUUUAGCUCAGGCUAUUGACAGCUUUUCAAAGUAAACUUGACACGUUGCAUGUUAUGCUGUAAUUUGUGAGUAAUCAGAUUUGAGAACAAAGGCAAAGUUAAAUAUUUUCACGUCACCCAGGAGAUAAACUUGCCUGUUACAAAUGAACAGCCUAACAGUUGCUUACCAGUAAUAUUUUAAAUUAAUUUAUAUUUCCAACUAUGCAUUGAUACUGCCAUGUGUAGCAAAACCAUGGCAAAAAUAAACAGAGAUACCAAAACCAUAA